Porites evermanni is the source of this 5363-nucleotide messenger RNA. The record is from the annotation of a GenBank genome assembly. Lineage: Eukaryota; Metazoa; Cnidaria; Anthozoa; Scleractinia; Poritidae.
AUGUUAGUGUUGAUCUUCUUAGCUGCACUGUUAUCAGUGCAGCAUUCUUCAGCAGAAACCAAGGUAAGAAAAUUCUAAUUCUAUACUUCACAAUCUGGCUAUUUUAUCUGAAGACUGCUACACCAUCGUGUAGUACGAAACUAUAUAGUAAUAAAAUGCCUAGUCAAAUCUUCAGUUUUUGUGAUAAAAUAUGUACUUCUGGUACUUCACAAACUGGAUAAUUGUAAAUGUUCUACCAUUCCUUUAUGGUCUACUUAACAAAAUCCUCGAAGGAUAGUUCUUCAUAAGGCUCUUAUCUACUUGUAGUUAUAAUAAGUUAUCAUAUCUCGCGAAAAUUAUCGAGAUAUUAUAUAAAACAAUGAAAAUUUCGGAGAUGCUGUGAAUUGCAGACUUGAUGAGGUUAGUUUUAGGUAAGAACAUUACCUUUCUUCGCCGCACUUUUCAGCAUACUCACCCUACCCAACGUAACCAUGAGUUAGAAACAUGUUAUACUCCAUCAGCCCUUUAAAUGUUUUUUCGAAAACUAUUGAAUACAAUAUUUCUCUCAAAAAUUGCGAAAUUUAAAACUCCCGAAAACAGCCCUUAAAUUUUCGUUUAUACAUGUACAGUUAAUAGGAACCAAGAAAUACCUGUUUGUCUGCAUGUCAAAUCGCAUGUUUCGCCACUUACAACCAAAGGCCAAGAUCUUCACAUGAUCACACUGCGGAAAAAGCCCACGCAACACACGUAAAAUAUAUCCAAUUUCCCUGACACACGUUUACACCUUAAAUGAAACAUAAAGGCGCCACAAAACGAGGAAUCAUUACGCCGUGAAACAAGGACAGUCAGCUGAAACUUGCCGACGCAAAAAUUUCCACUGCGAGGAGGACGGUUUUAAUACGAGUAAAGAAACAGUUUUAAUAACAGAAUUGUUCAACGCAGUUAACGAGGCGUAACGCAACGACGUUCUAUUCGGCAGCGCAUAUUUUAUACAAUCUUUUUUUACUAUAAGAAUAUAUUUUAUAUAAUGAAUAUCGAGGCUGAAAUUUGAGAAAUUUUAAGAAUAUUUUAAGAAUAAACCCCAGGCUGAGGUUUUGAAAAGGAUAUAAUUUUGUGUGUUCAAAAACUGUAAAUACAAUAGAAUUGUAUGUUUUCAACUUAUUCCAUUCUCUAGACGAUAAAACUUGCAAACAAGACCAAAAGUCCUGAACUAACUAUAACUGAUACCCCAAUAUAUACCUUAUUCUCCUUAAUUUUCGCGGGUUCUUAAAUUCGCUAUUUUCGCGAUUUUAAAAAAUUCGCGAACUUAAAGACCUGCGAAAAAUAACGACCGCGAACUUUGAUCUGGCGAAAUUUAAUGGACAUAGCAAAAUCUUGUAUUUGUGUUUUCAAGGGUCCUAAGCAAUUUUCAACAGAAGGUGUUAGUACAAGGAGCUAUCACCCAUCAACUUUAGAUUUUAAUCAGUGUCAAGAUUCGCCUCAAGUUCUUCUUCGGCAUCUGAGUAAUCAUCUUCACACAGUUCCUCCAAUACGUCCUUUAUACAGUCGUCAAAUUGACCAUCCUGUACCGGCUCCUUGUGGUGUGUAGUUACGAGUGUCUUGUAUCUUUCCAUUAUUGCCCUGUUCCUUGGUGUAUCGUCCUUUUCACAUAUCCCCUCAACAGGAAUUUCCAGACCUCCCUGAAUCAAUGGGGAUCGACGAUAGUUUUCAUCAGUAACUUUGAAGAUGAACCACCCCACCUCUCAAUAAGAAAAAGCGAGUAGCUCUAGAAAUCUCUCUGGGCAAAUGGCCUAUAAUUGAAUCGGCCAGGCGACCACGGAGCCGUUUGUUAGCUGCAAUUGCGUAACGAUCGUAGAUUGUUUCGUUCGUGAGAACAUCUCAAAAGCUGCCCGACGAUGGGCUUCCAAAUUUCUUUGUAAACAUGGAAUCCACGAAGGGCUGUACAACCAUCUCAGCAGUGACAUUGGUAGGCGCCACAUCGCUAAAGAGUGGGAAAAGGCUGGCAUCGCCCAACUAUUAGAUGAAUCGUUUAGUCUUCCCCCUGAGGAUCCAUUUGAAGAGAUUGAAGGUUCUAUUGAGAUCUCCUAGAAAGGACAUGUAAAGAUACUCUCAAUACUCGAUAAUGACUCGGAAGAACAAGAAGACUUUUUUUAUUACUGUAAGACUGACUUCUAGAGGAAUACAGCUGCCGCUAAGGGACAGCAUAUUGGUUUUGUUUCAAUUGUUGAGUAACGUACAAUUUUUGUAAAAAAGAAAACAUAAAGUCACUUAAUCGUCAAUUUCGCGAAAUUAAAUUCCCUGCAAACACAAUUUUUCUCCGCGAUCGCGAAAUUAAAGACUCACGAAAUGUACCCCGAAAAUUUUCGCGAAAUUAAAGUCCCGCGAAAAUAAAGGAGAAUAAGGUACAGUGAAACCUCUAUUAAGCGGAUCCCCAGUUAAGCGGCACGCUCUGUUAAGCAGACACAAAGCCUGGUCCCGAAACGAACGUCUGAUAUUUCCCUUUAUAACGAACCCCUAUUCUGCGGACACCUCUAUUAAGCGGACGCGGACACUAAAAUAAGUUGUAUUUGGCUAUUUUCUAUUGCUAAAAAUCUCUAUUAAGCGGACAUCGGACUGAAUUGACAAUGGUAGUAUUGGAUUACGUUCUUGAAAUACCAGGGUCGUAACGAGGUAUAUAGGAUCAGGGAUCACAGCGCCGGGAUCUGGGAUCACAAGCCGUGGGAUCGGGAUCAGUAGUACUGUAAGGGGAUCAGGGAUCCGGCUCCUCUCUCGGAUAUAACAACCAAGACCACAAAUGCUGAAAUGCGCCUUAAUUGGAGGGACCUGCCAACGUUCUAAAAUUCAGUUGUAAUUUUGCUUUAACAUUUGGAUCCGGUACUAAACUGUAUGCAAUCCGAUCUAGCUGAAUCGUCCAAAAUCCAGGAAACAAAAUCCGCAUAAAUCUGGAAAUAAAUUGAUGCAAAAUUGUGAAGCCAGAUUCCUUUUAAAUUUCUUGUCGCUACACCUUUUCAAUUUUAUACUAGCAUCGUAAGCCGUUGUUGCUCAUACGCCUGUUGCGAUGGUAGCCUGCGUGGCGCAGGCUAUUGCGAUGGGGAUUCUCUUAUCAUCCUGGUCUUGUAGAAUUCUGUAGCUACUUUGAUCGCUGGUCAAGCCAAUCUUUGCCCAAAGAGAUCUCAUUUGGAUCUCAUUUUUCUGGAGCAGGAGUUACUGAGCAGCGUGGCGCCUAUAUACGCACACACGCCCGUACAGCUAAGAUAAGAAAAUAAAAAAAAUUAUUUCCUGAAAAAGCAUUUUUAUUGCUUGAAAAUCAAGAUGACUGAUACCUCGUUCGCACUAUAUUGGUGACUUUGUGUUAGUGAUUACUCAGUUAUCCAUUUAUUAUUCCACAAUCCUAAGGGUGUCACUCGCCUUUUUUUCAUAAAGAAUGUACCUUACCGACAGCUCUAGAGAUGGGUAAAGUAAACAAUAACUAACUAACUGCACUUUCCUGCGUAUCAAAUCACUGCAAAAAAUGCUGGAAAUAGCAUUUCCGAGACCCUAAAUUUGAAAAUUUUCUGGGGGAGCAUGCCCCCUGACUCCCCUAGGCUGGGCCGCCUUCGGUGCUGCAAAUCUUUAUCACCGCAUCGUACACCUUCAAGAUCUCAGGCUACGCCCCUGAAGCUACGCACACUAUGAGUAGUCUACAAGGAUAGUUAGAUGGUGAUGCACGACUACAGGCGUCUAGUUUUCUGUCGUUUUUAUAUGAUAUGCAGCUAAUCCAACCCAGAUUGAAUCCAGGGAUCAAAAAAUUUUCAUGGGGUCAGGGAUCAAGAUUUGCAGCAAUUUUGGGAUCAAGGAGCAAAAUUUAAGGUCGAAAUGUGGGAUCAGGCGGGAGAAAAUAUACUUCGUUACGACCCUGAAAUACGUAUUGAAGUCAGUUAAUGUUUUUUCCAUUUACAAACAAAUUAAAGUUAGUAAUGAAAGGUAAUGGACUCGAACUCUGGAUAGCUUCUUUAACAACAUGCAACUUUAUCACAGUACAGAGUAACCGUUGACUGUUGAUCGUUAACAAACAUUGCGCAAUUUUUUCAACCUAGCUCUAUUAAGCGGACACUUGGGAAAGUUCCGAAUGUGCCCGCUUUUAAAAUAGAGGUUUCACUGUAGUUCUAAAACGAAAAUGUCAUUAGCUAUAAUUUAAGAAUAAUACAGGAAUAGUUUCAGCCUAUAAUCGGCAGACAAAUAAAAAUAUUCAGUCUGGGCCGGAUAAAACAAAAUUCUUAUAAAAAAGGGUGUAAUCCACCCAAAAUGCGAAGAGUUAGUGGUCGCUUUAAUACGGGAGGCGGUCGCUUAUUUUACAAGAAUCGAACUGCAUAGGCCCUUUACGAAAAGAAGUCCGGACACAGCUACUUUUCGGGGGGAAUGUACAUGUAUUGUAUGCAAUUGUUAGGUUACAAUGUAUGUAAAUUCAUGUUGUUCCCAUACGUUCUUCACAUAUUCUGAGUCUAGCGUACUGAAUACAGCGAACACAGACUACUAAGAUCAGACCAUUGUAUCAGAAUGUCGCUAAGAAGAGAUUAAAAACAAUGGAAAAUUCUAAAACCGCCAUACUAAAAAGUGAUCACGGUCACUUCGCUUGCGAGAGGUGAUCGUUUACGAGAGUUUCCAACUAUAAGGCUUUGACUGGGAAAUUUUGGUGUUUUGGAUAGGUGGUCGCUUACGAGAGGUGGUCGUACAUAGAGGUUCCACAGCACUGUAAUUACAAUUUGUACUAAAACUUAUACUUUUUGGUCCAGGAGAAAAUCCCUUACUACCAGCUGUUUACACCCAUGAAGUUAGUGAGAUCAGCAAGCUUUAUCUACCAUCAACAUACCGUGACCGCCACCAAACUGACCUUCCUGAGAGCACCAGUGCAUUUCGCUCGCCUCAUACAAGUGCCACUUAUUCCAGCAGAAACGCUAAGCGCCGAUGCAAACCUUGUUAUAAAAAUGGUCAUCGGGACUGACAUUGACAUCGGUCAGGGAGAAAGCGAUCCCUCGUACGUGAUUUCCGACGGUCAGUUUUUUGUUGGUGUUCAAAUACGCGACAAAAACAAUUACAAAACUUCGACACCUUGUCUUCUUAUGGAAGCAAGCAGCGGCAACAUUUUUGGUAGUGAUCGUCGUUAUGGUUCGCCUUUGCCAAAGCCCGCCGAGUCUUACUACCCGGGAAGGGUUGAGACCAAGCUAAGCCUGUCUGACCGGUGGGGAACCUGUUUUACUUUCCACGAUGGCGGCUUCAGCAGAGAGAUGAUUUUCCAACGCAAGCUUAAUCCUCAAAACGGCCUAUUUCUGGAAAUAUACGCUGAUGACAGCAGCGAAAAAGUGGGCAUCAAGUACAUUGAAGUGAGCAUUGUUCGAGAAGGCUGA